Syngnathus acus (greater pipefish) is the source of this 4370-nucleotide messenger RNA. It is a transcript of the gene bag6, whose product is annotated as BCL2 associated athanogene 6. The coding region runs from base 151 to 3798 and encodes 1215 amino acids. Gene Ontology annotation, molecular function: polyubiquitin modification-dependent protein binding; misfolded protein binding. Gene Ontology annotation, cellular component: BAT3 complex. The record is from RefSeq and is a predicted model, not a curated record. The transcript is spliced from 25 exons. Lineage: Eukaryota; Metazoa; Chordata; Actinopteri; Syngnathiformes; Syngnathidae.
UCUGUCUUCAUUUUUACGUCACUUCCAUUACCCCGGUAUAAGUGCUAGCUAGCUCGAGACGCUAGCCGGAAAGCGUUUGGAAUUGGGUGAUAAGAAACAGAAGUGUACGGCAGAUAAGUGAUACGACCAGAGUCGCCAUUAAGGAACACCAUGGAGGAACAAAGUGCAGACAUAGAAGUGACAGUCAAAACAUUAGACUCUCAGAGCAGAACCUACACUGUUGGUGCUCAGUUAACUGUAAAAGAGUUUAAAGAGCACAUUGCGUCUUCUGUGGGGAUUCCCAUUGACAAACAGAGGCUCAUCUACCAAGGUCGAGUCUUGCAGGAUGAAAGGACCUUGGCAGACUACAAUGUGGCUGGCAAGGUGAUUCACUUGGUGGAGCGCGCUCCCCCUCCACCUUCCCAACCUGGCUCGGGGUCUGGUGGCAGUUCAGCCGAGAGCGGUGUCGGCGGCUCAUCAUCAUCACAGGAUGGGCCUCAGGCUCCUCCUCCACAUGACCGCAACGCCAACAGUUACGUCAUGCUGGGAACCUUCAACCUCCCCGUCAACGUCAUGGACCCUCAACAAAUACAAAUGUCAGUUCAGCAGAUGGUGUCCGGCAUGGGGGACAAUGCGAGGAACGCCAGAGUGACAACUAGCACUGGGAACAACGGCUCGGUGAAUGUGCACAUUGACAUGGAUCAGCCGGUGCAGAGCGAACCUCGGCUGAGGUUGGUGCUCGCUGAGAACAUGCUGAGGGACAUCAAUGACCUCAUCGAAAGAAUGGAGGGCCGGACAGCUGACCCGUCCGCUCAUACCCAAAGAGAGACUCCAUCCUCUGCUGCCCCGCCUCCUCCUUCGUCUUCCUUCCCCACCUCCACCCCGACUCCUUCUGCUCAGCCGAUGGACUUCUUCCCUCCACCGGUGACACAGCCACCCUCCGCCUCCUCUGUGCCAUCUGAGGGACCGACGCCUCAACCUGGACCCCAACACCCCAGCCCAACCGAGCUGGCCGAGAUGUUGUCGGAACUGCGGCGGGUGGAGGAGAGGCUGCAGCCCUUCAUCCAGAGAGCUCACACCAUCUUGGAGACGGCCACCUCUGCAGAAUACAACAACAACACAGAAAGAGAGGACAACCAGCAGACGCUGGUCCUCACAUGGGAGUGUCUUCGUCUCUUGGGCAAUGCCCUGGUGGCCCUGAGUGACCUGCGGCUGAAUCUCCUCAGCCCCGUGCCACGCCACCUUCACGUGGUGCGACCCAUCUCCCACUACACGGUUCCUGUUACGAUGCCCGGCGCCGUGCACCACCACAUUCCCGUGCAAAUGAACCUGGGCGCCACCAUGGCCGCCGCAGCCAACGGCACCGAGGGACAAGCUCCUACCGCCCCGCCGGCCAGCCAGUCGGAGCAGGCAGGUCAGGGACAGACCUCUACCCCACAGACUUCCCCGUCCAAUCAGCAGGCCGGACAGGGACAGGGCCAGCCUGGCCCCCGCGUCAUCAGGAUCAGCCACCAGGCAGGCCCGGUGGUCAUGAUGCAGAUGAACACGGACGGCACCGGCCCAAAUCAGACUGCUGGUCAUCAGAUGCCAGGACAGCCAGCUGGUCUUCCUCCAGACUUCAUGCGUAAUCUCAUGCAACAGAUUACGCAGUACGCCACGGCGGUUGCGACCAGCGCCGCCACCGCUGCCGCCACUGGCCAGCCAGUCCCGCCGCAGCCCACCCCUCCCGGCUACAGCUCAACGGCCAACUCCUCAGCCACAACCACGGGUCCCAACACCCCGACUACUACGCCCACUGCGCCGCCGCCUCCCCCUCACGCCGGCCCCCAACCCCAGGCUCGAGUGGUCUUCACCCGACCCUCCUUUGCUCCCAAUAUCCCUCUGCCGGCGUUCGGCACCCGAGGGACUACCAUAAACGUUAGGGCGGCCUUGCCGGGCCAGCAGCCAGGGCUGGCUUUCAACGCUACCGCUGUCAACCAGAUGAUCAGUGCAGUGCUUGGUGAACUUCUGAUGCCGGGACAAAUGGCGAGUCAAAUGGCUCACACCUCCUCUUCCACCACGUCAACAUCCUCCUCCACAUCCUCCCAAACGUCCUCCACCUCCUCCUCUUCGUCCGUCUCCAACGGCGACGGCAACACUGCCAGCCCGCCAAAUCAGUCAGAGGGCAACGGUGGCGAUCAGGCCCAGCAGCGGCCUGAGAUGCAACCGGACCUCGGUCAAAUGCUUGGCUCGCUUUUCGGUGCAACCGGUCAAGUGGGGGCACCCUCCGUCACGGUCACCACCUCCAGCAUUCCCCACCUCAUGAGGGGGGUGGCUGACUUGAUGCAGCAGCCCAUCUUCUCCCAGCCACCGCCACCUCCUCCACCCCCGACCAGCGGCAACGGCGCUGCCAACACAGGCUCCAAUCCAACGGCCAACUCGGCAGCGGCGCCUGACCCCCUCAACCCGGAACCGUUUAUCGGCAUCGUCCGCGGUGUCCUGACCAGCAUGAUGGGCUCACUCGGCCAGGGGCAGAAUGACACGGAGAGCAUCGCUCAAUUCAUGCAGAGGCUCUCGCAGAGCACCAACAUCUUCAUCAGCCCAGAGGAACCAUCUGGUUUCUUCGGCGAGCUGCUGAUGUUGGUUUGCCAGACGUUCACCAUGUCGGACCUGGUCAUGCUGCUGCAUGGCCAUCACCAGCCGCUGGGCCGCAUCCAAACCCAGCUGGCUCAGUUCUUCCGCCAGAACUUCCUCAACAACCAAGAGCCCACUGAUGCAAACAUCGCCGCCGCUGCUGACGCCAUUGUGCAAGAACUGGAGGAAGACAUUACUGAGAGCUUUAGGGAAUCCUCAGUCACCGUGUUGGAAGGCGUCAAUGUCACCCAGACCAACAUGUCCUUCUUUAGACAGCAGCUGACACACAUCGCCACACACAUUCUUCGCUGUACAGAUGAUUCUUUCGGGCUUCGUCUGCUUCAGCUGUGCAACCAGGCUCUGUUUGAGUGCCUUGCACUCAACCUGCACUGCCUGAGAGGAGACCAACGCGCUCUGACCGCCGUCAUCAACCACCGCAUCCGGAGAAUGUCAAGCGACGUCAGCCCGAGCCUGCUCAACUGGAUGACCAGCAUGAUGACCAUGAGGCUGCAGUACAUUCUGGAGCACCUUCCCGUCACCACGGAGCAGAUCCAGAAUUACAUCGUUCACACACAGGUAAAUGCUUCGAGGGAUCAGUCCGCCGCGACCGACACGCAGGAACCAGAACAGACACAAAGUGCAACGAUGAGUGAGACCCUCUCACCGGCCGCCGCCACCACAGCAGAGGAGGCCAUGUUAGUGUCGUCGUCACGGGAGACCAGAGCGCCGCCCGCCGAUCUGGGCACCACGGGCGGGGCUGCGCCGCUGGGCGGUGACAAGGCAGCGGCGGGGGCCGAUGGUACCAGCGAGGUCUCUGCCGGAGAGUCGGAAGCCUGGGCUGCCACCGUUCCUCCUGAGUGGGUGCCCAUCAUCCGUUGUGACAUGAUGACACAGAGAAAGAUGAAAGCCCAACCUCCACUGUCCGACGCCUACCUGCACGGUAUGCCGGCCAAACGCCGGAAGACGGGACUGGGCAGCGGGAGUUUGGUUUCGCUGUCGGACGCUGUGAGCCAGGCGGCCAGGACAGCCGGCGUGAAGCCCAUCACGUCCAGCGAGCGUUUGCAGGAAGAGAUGGACUCACCCGAUCUGAGUGAAGCGUACUCGGAGCAGGUGAAAGCAGACAUUAAAAAGCGAGUGCGGGAUGACGCCGACUUCAGCGCUCAGCAGUUCCCUGACGCGCACAGAGCCUUCUUGUCUGACUCGUAGUACCCUUGCCGUCGUCAUCGCCGACCCACUCACACAAUGCUUUAUGCUCUCCCUUCCUUCCUUGCAUCCUUGCUCCCUUCUUCCCUUUCCUCCUCUCCUUUUCACUCAGCCCAGUGGUAAUCACAGAAUGCUAAUAGUGCCUAUUUAUUAUUGUUUUGCGCGUCGUUUGCUCCCAACUGUUCUCAAUGUUCUGAUUUGAUUCGACUGAGGCCGAUUUAGGCGCUUCUAGUUGUUUUUGUGCAUUCCUGCUCCAGUUCUUUUCCUUUUUUUGAACCAUUUCCUAAGUUGAGCCGUCAACCUCUCAGCCAUCUUUCAAGACUCUUGUUCCCUACACCAAUGUACAGUAAAACCUUGAUUUUAACCAAAUCCCACUAUUAACAGCAAAGGCAAAAAAAAAAAAGACAUCGCUUGUGUCAAAUGUGAUGCAUUUGACCACCAGGAGGCGCUGCACUAUUCCAGUUAUGCGCACUCCAGUGCUUUUGUGUCAACCUUCAUGGACGGUAUGAACAUUGUUUUUCGUACAUGAAUGUACAGUAAUGCUUAAUAAAACAACCUUGGUUUGAUAAAAAUUG